This is a messenger RNA of Cryptomeria japonica (Japanese cedar), 5426 nucleotides long. RefSeq lists its product as uncharacterized. The transcript is spliced from 12 exons. Lineage: Eukaryota; Viridiplantae; Streptophyta; Pinopsida; Cupressales; Cupressaceae. Bases 291 to 5099 code for a protein of 1602 amino acids. The record is from RefSeq and is a predicted model, not a curated record. Gene Ontology annotation, molecular function: ATP-dependent protein folding chaperone; ADP binding; ATP binding. Gene Ontology annotation, biological process: pyridoxal 5'-phosphate biosynthetic process; defense response to fungus.
AACAUCUCUCUGUUUCUCUAUAUAAAAGUCAUAAGCUUUACUACUCAUAGGCUGAAAUAUCUUGUCUAUCAUCUGAGGCAGAAAAUCAUCCUUUCAAAAAAUUAUCAAUCUGCGAUUCUUUGAGAAUAGUGCUGACUUCAUUCAAGAAUCCUAGUGAGUGUUAAUUUUGUUCAAGUGAAGCGGAGUCCUGGCUAAGAACUUGAGUACGCAGGCACGUUUCAAACUGGAGAACAGAAAAAAGUAAGUAGGCUGUAAAGAUAGAGCUUUUUAUUACUCUCGAAGAUAUAUGCAUGAUGCAGAUUUUCAAUUGCAAGACUCUCAGCGUCAGAGCCGCUGCCCAGCUGAAGAUAUUAACCCCACUCAUUCAGGAACUUUAUGUUUCGGAUCUGAAUUUGCCCAAGGAUAAGCAAAAUCCCAUCUUUCAUGAGUUCUACGAUACACUUGUAAGAGGUGCCGAACUCGUGAAAAAAUGCGAAAAUAUUGGUACUUUCAACCUGCUUUUCAAUUAUAGGUAUGCUAUGCAGAUUCUCAAGUUUGAAAAGGAUGUUAAUGGCUUCCUGGGCUUAAUUCCUGCCCACAUAAUGCUUGAUACCAGAGCUGUUUUAGAAGAACUGAAAACAAAUUACCCACCCGAGUCUGCUGAUAUAAGCAGGGGACUGAAUGAUUUCAUCUUCAAACAAGGUUCCAUGCUAAGAAAUAACCCUUCCCAAAAUACCAUGAUGCUUCAACAAAUGGUUUUAGAAGAUUUGUUUGACUCUAAUGAUAUUGAAGGAGAUUCUGCAAGCUAUGAUCAUGGUAAUGGCUAUGGAAAAUCUCAUAUUUUCGUUGGUCUGGAGAAAUCCACUGGGGAUUUGAAGGAGCUUUUGUUCAACAAUGAAGUGUCUGUCGUUGGAGUUCAGUGUAUGGGAGGAGGCGGUAAAACGACGUUGGCCUUGGCUCUCUGCAACGAUACUCAAAUAAAAGGUUAUUUUGGAAACAACAUAUGUUUCGUCACAGUUUCAGAGUCCCCAAAUCUCAAAGGCAUUUUAGAGAUCAUGUGGGAAAAAAUAGUUGGGGGGAAGAAACCUGAAUUUCAGAAUGUGGAAGAUGUACAUAUACAGCUUCAGCAGCAACUUUCAAGGCAGUCUAUGCCAACUUUGGUCAUUUUGGAUGAUGUCUGGACCAUAGUAUGCCUGGAAAAAUUGCUACUUGAAGGCCCAGGGUACAAAACUCUCAUCACAACUAGAGACAGUUCCAUUAUACCAAGAAACCUCUCUGUUCGACUGUAUCAAUUACCUUUGCUGGACCAGGAAGAUGCUCUGUCACUUUUCUGCUUCUGGGCAUUCGGACAGACGUCAAUUCCAUGCACUGAAGAUGCAAAUCUAGUGAAGGAGGUGCAAGCAGAAUGUAAAGGUUUGCCAUUAGCUCUUAAGGUGAUUGCAAGCUCGUUGCAUGGGGAACCUCCUGUAGUCAUUGGAGUGCAGUCUAUGUAUUUGGUAAUUGAGAUAUCAGCUAAUAUAAGAUUUCCCUGCUUAAGAGUGGACGUAGAGAUGGAAGAAGAUGAAGUGGAUUGCAUCAUUGACGAGUUUCUCAGCAAUUUAGACUCGGAAGGGAGUGAAGUUGUGCAAGUGAAAGAUAAAACAAUUCGCCAUGUACAUUGGUGGGAUGGCUGGAAAGAUGAAGAAGAAGAUGCUAAGUUUGUGGACAAGAUCCAAAAAUAUGAUGAUGAAGAAAGAGGGAAGAGCAAAAUAGAUCGUGAGAAAUCACAAAGAAAGUCAAACUACAAACCUAAAGAUGGUGGUUGCUGGUAUUGUGAGAAGGCUCAGGAGGUUAAUCGAGUGAAUGGGCAGGUGAAGAGUCGCAAGGUGCAGGAGACCUGUGAGUCGAGUCUCUAUGAUGGCGACCUGGAUUUCAUGCCCCUUCACGAGGGCAGCCGUGAAGAUGAGGCCAAGGUUAUAAUUCUGAUGGGUGGGCUGGCCAUUCAUUCAUUGUCCACGGUGGACAACUGCUUUGAGAGGGGUAAGGACGAAGGAAAGGCUGUCAGAAUUGACCUCCAGACUCCAUACAGAGGCGGCGUUGGAAUACUGGACAACAUUUCCCCAGAGAUGGACGAUAGUAGGAAGGACAGGGCAGACGCCGAAGGCAAAAGGAUCAAAGACGAUGAUGGGUUUUUGGGUAAUCAUUUGGAGCACAGAAGUGGCAGUGUGGUGGCUCUGCUCGACAAUGGCAGAAGUGACUCAAAGAAAUCGUCAUCAUGUGCAAAAAAAGUUGGAAUGGCCCAAAUGCUCUACGACACUGUAUUUGUAGAAGUCUCCAAUGUGAAACAGGCCCGAAUUGCAGAAGUAGGAGCCAUAGUGGUGGUCGCGGCCGAGGAGACACCAAUGCAAGCAUGGGCUGAGGCAGCCAUCGGCGUUAACAGAAUGAGCGAUCCACAUGUGGUCCGCGAGAUCAAGAAAAUUACCGUUAAUAUUCCCAUCAUAUCUUGUAAAGACCUGGACGAAGCUUUAAGGAGGUUUGUAGAAGGCGCGGCUUUAGUGAUGAUGGAGGAUGAUUCAAGGUGUUUGUCGGGCGUGGAGCAGAGGAUGCUCUUGAAGACUAUCAUGAGUUGUGAGUCAGAAUUCAAGAGUCGGGUAGAACAGCCAGGGAUCCCACUUUCCAAGGCUGGGGUGCAAAUCUCAGAUGUUUCGGUGGGUGCUGCAAGUUGCGUGAUGACCAAGCUUAUUCCAAGGAAUACUAUGAUUUCGACCAAGAAAGAGCGUGUUUUAUCCACUUAUUUUUAUAAUCAGCCUGAGAUUUUGAUCCAGGUGUGCCAGGGCGAGCAGGCCCAAUCUUGGGACAAUAAUCUGCUCGGAAAAUUUGAGUUUUCUGGCAUCUUCCUAGCGGUCCGAGAAGAGCCGCAGAUCACUGUGUAUCGAAUUUCAAAUGUGUCGGUGGAGGACAAAACCGCCGGUGUGAAAAAUAAUAUUAUCAUUACCAACGACCUAGUAAAGCAGCGUAUUUUUGCCAAUGAGGCAGACGAUUUCAGCCUGAUUGAGACGCUCUCGGAGUUGUGCGAGAUUUUGUCAUUUGCUUUGGAGAAGCUGGCAUGCUUGGAGACCCCGGAUAUUGGGAAGUAUUUGGAAGUGUAUCGAGCAGGGGAUUCUAUGCUAUAUGGUGAGGAGCUUGUGGAGCAAAUAUGGAGCAAAGGUUUCUGGAUGAACAUAGAUCACUCUGCUAUACAUAAGCACAAGAUGAUGAUUGAGGAAACGAAGCAAAGUCUUUAUGAUGCUGAGCUAUUAGGUUUUAUUGAUUCUGACAUAGCUUGGAAAAGGCUGAUUCGAAGUGUACGUGAGCAAGAGUUCGCAAAGCUUAAAUCUUGUAGUCUUGUUGUAAUAUAUGCACAAACCAUUUUAGAGACCAUGUGGGAAAAGAUAGUUGGGAAGAACAAACCUGAGUUUCAGAAUGCGGAAGAUGCACAUAUACAGCUGAAACAGCAGCUUCUGAAGCAACUGAAGCCAACUCUGGUGAUUCUGGAUGAUGUCUGGGACAGAGUAAGCCUGGAAAACUUGCUAUUUGAAGGCCCAGGAUACAAAACACUCAUCACAACUAGAGACAGUUCCAUUAUACCAAAAAACCUCUCAACUCAAGUGUAUCAAUUGCCAUUGCUGGGCCAUGAAGAUGCUUUGUCACUUUUCUGCUUCUGGGCAUUCGGACAGACUUCAAUUCCAUGCACUGCAGAUGCAAAUCUAGUGGAGGAGGUGGAAGCAGAAUGUAAAGGUCUGCCAUUAGCUCUUAAGGUGAUUGCAAGCUCAUUGCAUGGUGAACCUCCUGUAGUCUGGGAGAUUGCAAAGAUUAAGCUUUCCAAAGGGGAACCAAUAUCAGAUUAUCACAAAGAAGGGCUUUACAAAUUCUUGGAGACGAGUAUUGAGUUGUUAGAUGAUGUGGUGAGAGAAUGUUUCUUAGACUUGGGGUCAUUUCCAGAGGACAAAAAGAUCUGUGCUGAUGCACUGCUAGAUAUAUGGGUUUAUGUCCGGAAUCUGGAAUGGCAGGAUGCCUUUGUCAUCCUGUUGGAACUUGCAAGCCGAAAUCUGUUGAAUUUAACCAGCAAUUCAGGGAGCGGAGCAGCAAUUUCUCAUGGAAGUGUCUCUGAGCUAUACUUUUCUCAACACGAUGUAGUGAGAGAUUUGGCCUUGUAUUUGGGAUGCCAGGGCGAUUUAGUGCACAGGAAGAGGUUCCUUAUGCCCAGAAAGGAGCUUACUUUGCCAAGGUCAUGGGCGUUUUGUGAUACACAGUUUGAUGCUCAAAUUGUUUCUGUUCACACAGGGUCUAUGGUGGAAAACCAGUGGUACGAGAUGAAUUUCUCGGAAGCAGAGGCUCUGAUAUUACUCUUUACUGCGAGUGAAUAUUACCUCCCUCCAUUUUUGAAAUCCAUGAAGAAAUUGAAAUAUCUCAUGGUAUACAAUUACGGCACAAAGAGAGCAACUUUGAAAGGUCUAGAAACCCUAUCUUCACUCGCUCAACUCAAAAGUGUCCGCUUGGAGAAGGUGAUUGCAACAGCUGUACUAAAACAGAGCAAAGCACUGCAGAACUUGGAGAAGCUAUCUUUAAGCUUAUGUGAAGGGUUUAAAAAUACAUCCACAUUCAACAAUACCAAGCUGCAUGAUUUUAACAUGGACCACUGCAGUGAUUUAGAGGAGUUGCCCCCAAAUAUCUGCUAUAUGCCUUCUGCUCACAUGUGGUCUAUUACCAACUGCCAUCAGGUUCAGAAGUUACCAUAUGACAUUGGGAAUCUGAGCUCUUUGAGAGUGUUAAGUUUGUCAGCACUGCCAGGCCUAAAAGAGUUGCCAUCAUCAAUUGGAAAUCUUGGGUGGUUGGAAUAUCUGGAUAUUUCAGUAUGCGUGGGACUGAAAGAACUUCCAGAGGAAAUAGGGCAACUGAAGAAUUUAAGUGAGUUAGAUAUGAGAGAGUGUUCUCGUUUGAAGAGGCUGCCUAGAAGUGUUUUGGGACUGACUUCCCUGAAACAUGUUAUCUGUGAUGAGAAGAUUGGGAAACAGUGGUUGAAGGCCAAGGGAAUCGCUGUCCCAGAGCUCAGAGUUGAAAUUGUGGAAGUACAGUUCAGUUUGGAUUGGCUUGAUAAUUGACUCGCAUCCUGAGCAAACCUUUUCUCCAUCUCAAAGUCAGUUCGAUUCUGUAUUUUGCGUAGCUUGGAAUAAUGUGGCAGUGGGGUUCCUUGGUCACUUGAACAUUUGCACCAGUGUUAUAUUAGUUUGGAAAUUUUGAAUUGUCUAGUAGGUUAAUUAAACUUCUCCUGAACAUCAGUUUUUAAUUUUCAGUUUGAGUUAUAUGUAAUAGUUAGCUACGCUAAUUAAACUCUUCCUGAACAUCAGUUUUUAAUUUUCAGUUUGAGUUAUAUGUAAUAGUUAGCUACCAGCUGUGAUAGUUAUAUAAUCUUAAUUUUGACUACUUUA